This is a messenger RNA of Gigantopelta aegis, 2130 nucleotides long. RefSeq names its product glutamic acid-rich protein-like. The record is from RefSeq and is a predicted model, not a curated record. The transcript is spliced from 12 exons. Gene Ontology annotation, cellular component: nucleus. The coding region runs from base 22 to 1821 and encodes 599 amino acids. Lineage: Eukaryota; Metazoa; Mollusca; Gastropoda; Neomphalida; Peltospiridae. Gene Ontology annotation, molecular function: zinc ion binding; nucleic acid binding.
UGCGGCUUAACUGAGAAAAGUAUGGCGAAUCGAAAUAGGAACAUGAUGAACAACUCGAGAAGAUGGGGCGGAGGGAGAAACUACGGUGGAUUUCAGAAUAAAAACACCAAUUUCUCAUCAACGAACAGAUACAGGUCGGAUGUUAACACCAGGAUGUCCUACGACUCGGGUGACCGCAGGAGGAUGGUGGAUGACGAUUUCAGGUCGCGUCAAAACAUUUCCUCAAGUGACCUACUUGGUGGCCGACGCUCGUUGCUAGGUAACGACAGCCUGUACAACGAUCCGCUUUCGAUCCAUGAUCAGCUGUCUCUGCGCGAGAGUCAGCUGGCGGCUGCAAGUGACCUGCUCAAACGUCAGAGUGACCUGAUUGCGGAGGUCGGCCUCAUGGGCAUGUCUGGCAUUGGACUGAGUGGGUCUGACAUGAGGACGGGUGGACUGCGCAGUCGGAGUCGGGAGGAAGACCUGCUGGGAAAGCGUCAGAGUGGAAGUUUUGAUCUGGAUGGCAAGAGGAGGCGAACAGACUCUCGGUCGCCCCUGCGAGGGAGUCGGAAAGUUCCACGACGCGGCCGGCCCCAGCACGACGCAUCAGGUGGACGAAGAAUGAGUGUUGGGCGGAGUCGACUCGAUCAGCGACCUUAUCCAGGCCGCACUGUGAAAUGCUACAACUGUGGUAAACUAGGCCAUGUGGCAGAUAUGUGUCGGAAGCCACCCAUCAAAGAUAUGCGAAAAUGUUAUACCUGUGGCGAGAGUGGGCAUAAAUCUCACAACUGUCCCAAGAAGCAUGAAAAGGAGCCCAAACACGAGUCAGUUUAUGUUUGUGAAGCUUGUGAUGAGAAAUUUGAAACUGAUGCAUUGUAUGAAGAACAUAAGAAGUCCAAGAAGCAUCUAGAGCAUAUGGAAAAAAUUGAAAAAAUGGAAGAUGAAGAGAAGAAUAAAAUUCUUGAAAAAAUCAAGAAGCAAGAAAAUCUUAUUAUGGAGGGAAAAAGAAAGGAAGAGGAGAGAGAAAAGCGGCGAGAAUCUCGCCACCGAAAAUCUCCAAGUAAAGAAGUCAAAAAGGAAUUUACAUUGUCCAGCACUGAAUUGAGAAAGAUUUAUGACCAGAUACCAUCACAUGAUAAAGAUACGCCAGUGGGUGUUGAUUUCGUUACUCCAGUGACAGGUUUCUUUUGCAAGUUGUGCAACAAGUUUUACAAGAAGGAGACCACAGCAAAAGUGGAUCAUUGCUCUUCUGUGACUCACUAUCACCUGUGGAAGAAAUCUCAAGUCCAGAAGUUAAAAGAGGAGGCGAAGAAGCAGGUCAUGGAAGAGGCCACUGGCAGAGAGGAGAAGGAGGAGAAAUCUGAGGAGGGAGACCAGUCUGGGGGGGACAGGAAGGAGGAGACCAUGGACAUCCAGGAGACAUCGGGUAGAGCAGAGGAUGACCUGCUGGGGGACGAAUCGAGUCAAGUGAAGACAGAUAACGACAAUGAGUCGAGUCAACUGAAGACUGACCAUGAUGACAAGUCGAGUCUGAUGAAGAUGGACCAAAAUAAUGCUGAGAUUGAGGAAGAGUCUGAAGUAAACGGGAUCGAUGAGACAUCGCUCAGUCAGCAGCUCGAGAUCCUUGAUGAGUUCACCAUUAAGACCGACGCCAGUGAGGAGGCAGACGAGGGGGGCAGUAAUCCGGGGGAGGAUGAAGGGGGGCAUAAUCAGGGUGAUGAUGAAGAUAUAGGCAUUGUGAAUCUGGAUGAGAAUGAAGUGGGAGGUAAUCCUGAUGAUGGUGAAAAGGGAGGUAAUCAUGAGGAAAUGGGGUCGGAAGAGCCACCAGAAGAAGAUGCCUGAGACUACAUUUCUGAUCUGAAUAAAGCGUUUUGCUUCAGGGGUUGAAGAAAACCCCCAGCGCAUAUGUCAAAUGAUGCCUCGCAAUCCGAUACGUCUAAUAUUGAGAGUUGGAUCGCAGACGACAAAUAACAAAUUGACUGUGUGGAUGAGAUGGUGUUAAAAAACCAGUCUUACAAACUGACUUUCUUUAAAAUGUUGUAUUUUAAUUACAUGUUUCUGUAUAUAUAUAUAAUCAGAACAUUGUUAAUAAUGUUUCUGUAUAUAUAUAUAUAUAUAUAUAUAUAUAUAUAAUCAGCACAUUGUUAAUAA